CCCGCACGCCAUUCCGCGCUUAAGUUUCACGUUGUUCCUCCGGAGGAUGCCCUCAUCGGCGGAAAGUCCUAGGGUGGUCCCACCUCCCCGGCAGCACCACCAUCCUGCUCCUGCUCCACCUCCUCUGGCCCAGGUGGAAUGUCCUCAAAAUGGCCCCAAUGGCACUUCGACGGCCACCAUUUGCAGCUUCCACUCGGCGCUGAACGGACGACACGUGGCCACCAACGGAACUGGGUCCAAACCGCCGAUGUCGAUAAUCAAAUUCUUGGAACUGUGCCUCACCAUCGCCUGCACCGUCCUGCACUACUACAGCUUCGACGAUGGUGACCUGGUGACCGGAUUCCUGUCCACCGGAACGUUCUGCGGGUACAUCGUUAUCCUGACCACGGUCAUGGUGGGCUACCUCAUGAAGGCCCACGUCCACCGGCGGUUGAACCUGUUCUACAGUCUGCUCGGCUGCGCGCUCUUUCUAACCUCGGGCGUGUUCAUCAUCGAAGCCUGGGAGCACGCAUUUCGGACGCGCACGCGGGACCUGGCCAUCACCAAGGGCUCGAUUGCCAUCAUCAACGGGGUUAUAUUUCUGAUGGACACCAUUUUUACUUUUCGCGAGAGGAAGUAAGGUGU
Culex pipiens pallens (northern house mosquito) is the source of this 624-nucleotide messenger RNA. RefSeq lists its product as uncharacterized. The transcript has 3 exons. Gene Ontology annotation, biological process: septate junction assembly. The record is from RefSeq and is a predicted model, not a curated record. The coding region runs from base 47 to 619 and encodes 190 amino acids. Lineage: Eukaryota; Metazoa; Arthropoda; Insecta; Diptera; Culicidae.